This is a messenger RNA of Nilaparvata lugens (brown planthopper), 1224 nucleotides long. RefSeq lists its product as uncharacterized. The record is from RefSeq and is a predicted model, not a curated record. The coding region runs from base 43 to 618 and encodes 191 amino acids. The transcript has 3 exons. Lineage: Eukaryota; Metazoa; Arthropoda; Insecta; Hemiptera; Delphacidae.
CAGUUCACUCUGUAAGAUCCUUCUCUAUUGAACCAGAGCAUCAUGGAUGUCCAGUGUGUUGGCUUCAUCUUCCUAGUCCAAUUGGCCAUCUCUUACCAGCAAGCACCCCCUGGACCCCUGAGUCCAGCCACCCUCAACCAAGCCGCUCAACAGCAUUACCUGCAGGCCAGUGCCUCGAACCCCACUCAAGACAUAUCUAAGGAGAAGAGAGGCCUCACCAAUGGAGUCGCUGAUUCUGUCCAUCAAGGGUCAAGCAGCGUGAUCUCAGUACCCAUCCACUUGGGCCGCCACUACCCAUUGGGUGUUCACCGUUCCCUAGGCGUUCACUUACCAGUUCCCGUGCGAGUAACCGUUCCUCGUUCCUACCCGUUAACAGUUCUUCUGGACCCUUCGGCAGCUGCCCUAGAAUACGCCCUGGGACUCUACAGCGGUCACUAUAGCAGUUCCUCAUCACUCGAUUACAAUACACUUCUCACUUACCUGGCUGCAGCUAGGGCUGCCUCGCACUUAAGUUCGCACUUGAGUGGUCACUUAAGUUCAUCUGCGGCUCAUAGUGAGCAUAGCGCCUUGGCUAACUAUGCUGCAUUGACUGCUGCAGCGGCUGCUAAAAUUGUUUAGAAGUUUCUAGAAUUAUUCUAGAUACUAUAAAUAAGUUUAUGAUCUAGAAUAAUAUACACCUGGAGCCACAUUUUAGUUGGUAGUCACUUGAGCAACUCUUCAACUUAUAUUAGCCUCAGUAUUUUUAUUUGUUGAGUAGCUUCUUAAAAUACUGCAGCUGGAACUAAAAUUGUUUGGAAGUUUCUAGAAUUCUAUAUUAUUCCAUGGUUUAUGAUCUUGAAAAUCAUUCACCUGGAACUGAAUUUGAGUAAUUUUUAAACUUUCAUUAACCUCAGCAUUUUUGUUAGUUAUGCUUUUUGAAAUUCAACAUUGUAUAGAAGAUUCUAGAGUUCGUCUGGUUGAAGUGCGAGUUGCAGUCAAUAGAAUCCAAAUUGCAUUGAUGAUCGCCAAUCUCCGUCGCGGAGACGGCAUAUAGGAGAAGAAGAAGAAGAAGAGUUCUGGAUUCUAUGAAUUAAAUGAUAAUUAUGUUCAUGUUUCAUGAACCAAAAAUUAUGUUCUGAACCAAUAAUUUUGGUUUCUAUUGUCGAUUGUUUAUUUCUAUUAUACAACUGUAAUAUUAUAGACUUUUAGAAACUUGAAGAUCUGAUAAUAAAGUUUUCUGAGAAA